UCCUCCCCACUAUUCGAUUGCGCACGGAAUUGUGCAUUGUGCACUCUGCUGCAUUGUGCACCGAGUCAGUAGUUAGCGAGGAGGUGAAAUAAAAAGGAAUCUUUGUUGUUAUGAAACAUAAUUUUAAUUAGCAAUACAUAUGGAUUUUGUCAUUGUAUAAUUCAACACUUGAAUGACACUGAACUAUACGAUGUCAAUGAAUUUUACAAAUUAAAGGUUUUCAAUCGAUUCGAGGGUGAAGAUCAAAGGGGGUGAAAAUGUUGGAAGAGGUUGCAAACAUCUGGGCCGUAGGGCUGCAUUCGCUUUUCGAUACAUCCGAAUUUACGCCGCUGGUUCCGAAUCUAUGGGACAAACAAUUCUCCAAUGUACAACACAUAAACGAUGCAAAAGUAAAAAAAGCUGAUGUCCUCACCGGAUACUUAGUCCUAUUUUGGGUGAUCUUAUAUCUUAUGUAUGAAAAGUGCCUUAACUCACUGCUACGCCGUAUGCGUAUACCAUUGAUGCAACGGAGUAGAAUAAUUGAGGCUGUGUGGAAUUGUGGAUUUUGCUUUGGCAGUAUUUGUUAUUUAAAAUCAUCCAAUGUCGCAACACUAAAUGUCUUCUCUGGAGAACGUAAAGUGACUUACGAAGAGCUGGGAGUGAUCCUACAUAAAAGCUUUUAUUUUCAUCGAGCGGGAAUAGAGAUUUUCUGUAAUGGAGCUUGGACAAAGGGCUGGGCAAAUUUGCUAUUUGCAUCGUUCAUCAUGAACCCUUACGAAGAAAAAUGGUGUACAAUUGUAAGCACUUUCCUGUUUUAUAAGGCAAUUGAUACAAUUCUUGUAAAUUUAUGUAGAAUUUUGUUAUGCGUACCACCAUCUGGUGGCAAGAAACAAGCCAAACUAUUUUUCUUCGUUCAUUGUCUUACCUGGACAUACCUGUAUGUAUUCUUUGUGCCCAAAUUAAUGUUAUGGCCAGGGAAGGCCAAUUAUACACGAGUAGAGCUAGGCUUAUGGCUGUGGUUUAUUGUAGAGUGUAUAGAUUCGGUGUGGUUUAGACUGAUUGGAUGUGCAAGAGCUAUUCAUUGGCUUGAGAUUUGUUUAUUUCCACCUCCAACGUGGGAGGCAAUUGAACUAGCAGAAAUCCAGAAAAAGCAUAGGGAUUCUUUAAAGAAAGUUGUUCACAGAUCAAAAAAGACUGAACUAUGGCAGACUAUGCUCUGUGCAAUAGCUAUUAAAAAAAAACUUAAAAGGAUUCGGCAGGCUAAGCAAAAUGAACCUGAAUCAAUGCUUGAUUCAAAUGAAAUGAACUCAUCAGAAACAGAUGCAGUGGACGAGAUUUCUAGAUACCGGAAAUGGAAUGCAAAAUUGGAUGAAUCGUUUAUAUAUAAUUCCUACAACAACACUCAAACGAAAGUUGCCUGAAUUUACAAUCUUUAUUUCGAAUUUCAAUAACUUUAUAUGUAUAGCGUAUUGGUAUUAGUUUUUAAUACAAAAAACGGUAGUCAAAAGUUUUAUAUAUUUACGCCUAUGUAGAUAAAGAACUCAACCAUUCGCAUGCUUGUAAGCUAAUGGCAAAUAUAGCAAGCUGAGCGUGUUGUAACACACAAAUUUUAUAAUUGUUAUAUGCUAAUUACAAGCACAGUGACAUCAGAAUUUUAAUUAGCCAAGGUUUUGUGAUAUGAAAUAAGCUUUAACUAUAAUGCGAACUUUUUGGGCAUGUUAGAAUUUUUGAUAAUAAGAUAAUGGUGUACAACUGAUUAACCAAAGAGUCAUAAUGGAUAUAAUAAGAUCUCUGAAAUAAGGUAUCGCCGGUUGAAUGAAAGGAGUAGAUCGCAAACGGUUGAACAACUAUAUGAUAUAUAACAACAAAAAUAUGAUUCAAGUAACACGCUGUUCCUAGAUAUAUAAAGUUUUAUUUCCGAUCAUUCUGGACUGUGUCAAUAAAAUAUAGUACAUGUAUUUAGGCUGAAUUGUUCCACGAUGUUAUACAGUUUAAUGAAAAAUAUUAUAAACGAACGUUGUUCGAAUAAAAUUGUAUUCAAUACGCCGACAGCGUACACGCCUCGAUAAUAUAUCGUCGUAUUUCUAAAAAUCGUUAAAACAUCGGUUUAGAAACUUAUCGUGUAACAUGUUGCAUUAUACAAAUGUAUAACACAGUUUUCGAUCAGACAACAAUUAAUAUUAAAAUUACUGAAGCGACCUUAAUUUUCAUGGCAAUGUCUGUAUGCAGGGAGAGAUCCUAUUGCGAAUGUUUAAACGCAUGUCGUCUUUUGCCGCAAUUAAACAGUUACAAUUAUCAUUGUUUCCUUUCUGAUACAAUACAGGCAGGUCAUUUGAAGAUGAGUGUCGUACGAAAUGAUAUUGAAAGUGACCUUAACACACCGCUAUAUCAAAUAGAAACCAAUAUAUCUGUCAUUUCGUUUCUUAAUCGUGAAAGAUCUCCGAUUUAACUGUUCUAAGUUUUAGACAUUGAAUGUUCCUUUGUACUAUCGAAAUACAAGAAGUCUAAUAAAAUAAUAACAAGAUACAUAUCUGACAAUAAUGAAUACGGUACUCGAAGGAAAUUCUAUACGGCGACACCUGUUUACAUUUAUUACAUUCGACACCCAUCUUGAAACAACUUGUAUAAAAUGAACGCUUUUACCUGUAACAUUCGAAGCUGAAGGUAGGUAUGUCGAUAAAGAGUGACAUUACGCUUAAAUAAUUAACGUUAGUGUCUAAAAAUGAUCCUUGUCGCAGUCCCGAGAAGGUUUUUAGUCCGUGAAACGGUUACAUUGUUUCGCAUGGGUUUGAUCGUGUUAACGGAAAAAAGUCGUGUAAAAAGUGAUGGUACAGAAUCGGAUCGAUGAUAAAAGUUUUUAAUCAUAAUGUCGAUCGAUUGUGCGCUACACAGAACCCGGUUACUUCGCUGCGAUGAUUAUAUACUACGAUUCUUUGUUUCUUAAUACAGCAACACUUCUUUCCC
Nomia melanderi (Alkali bee) is the source of this 2943-nucleotide messenger RNA. RefSeq lists its product as uncharacterized. The record is from RefSeq and is a predicted model, not a curated record. Lineage: Eukaryota; Metazoa; Arthropoda; Insecta; Hymenoptera; Halictidae.